AUGAAUGAUAAUAUUUUGCCUUCUUGGAGAGCAUUAUCGGAUUUAGAGGAUAAAAGGCGUUUUCGACAGCAAGAGGCUCUAAAUGAAAUAGAUCGCAUAGCCGUGCUUCUGAGUUCCACUCGUUCGAAUAUAACAGAAUAUGCUCCUUUAAUUGACGAGAACCUCUCUACUAUCGCAAAUAGCAUAAGCAUUUUAGUUCCCAGCGAGGAAGAUCCAUUUUGUCAAGAACCUCUUGUUGAGUUUGCCGAAUCCCCAUCGUGCGGCAAUCAGAAUUUUCAAAAUGUUCAUAAGGAUUAUGCAUGGGAUGAAUGUGAGCCCACCGAUGGCACAUGUGGAGAGCUUGCAGAUCCAAGUGCUGCUUGGCGAAUCCAUGGCAAAUUGCAUCCAACCCUUAUUUCAUUUGGUCUUCCUAUCAAUGAAUCUACAAAAACAGAAAGAAACCAUCUUAAUAGCCAUGAUGCUCAUCAGGACCUUGGUAACUAUAUCUAG
Protopolystoma xenopodis is the source of this 489-nucleotide messenger RNA. Lineage: Eukaryota; Metazoa; Platyhelminthes; Monogenea; Polystomatidea; Polystomatidae. The record is from the annotation of a GenBank genome assembly.